Molecule: messenger RNA, 1583 nt
Organism: Spizellomyces punctatus DAOM BR117
Lineage: Eukaryota; Fungi; Chytridiomycota; Chytridiomycetes; Spizellomycetales; Spizellomycetaceae
Exons: 1
Coding region: 8-1390 (460 amino acids)
Molecular function (GO): protein binding
Source: RefSeq, a predicted model, not a curated record
AUUUGACAUGGCCCAUUACCACCAUGACAAGGCACAUUACAGAAAAGACCAGGACGACGACUACGACAACGACAAGAUGCAGAGCGGACACCACAGGGCUCGUUGCAGCAGCGACGACAAAAGGGGGCACUCCAAAAUGGACGACAGAAAGGCUCGCGCGAUAAAGGAUAAGACGACAAACACUCCGCACGACUACUUUGCAGACAUUCAUAUUCUUGACACGGGAAGCAUCUUGGACUUUUUACCAGUUCCAGAGUCGACACACGCCGUCAAACACCGCUCGCAGCCCCUCCUCCAACCUCCUUCCGUUCCUUACACGGUCAAACACAGGGUGUCGCAUGAAUCCUACCUCGUACCCUCACGUCCUCGGCAAAAGCACACGUCUCAUAUUUCCCGCUUAAACCUCUCCCGCUUGCCAGACAAGAUCCUUUCUCGCAUCUUCUCAUUCACGUCUGACCCCGCAUCCUUCUCCCUCGUCUGCCGCCGCUUCCAGUCUGUCUCCAAAUCCCCUCAUGCCCGCGCGGGGUUUUUUCUUUUUCUUUACGGUACCCGGAAUGCAAUUCCCGCUGCACUCUUGGGUCCCUUUCAUGCAGCAUGUUACCUGGCCGUCCUCGACCUGCUCCUCCGACAGUGCCCUCUCCCGCGGUGGAUCGUGCAACUAGCGGCUAUUGAUCGAGAUAUUCGCCGAGUGGAAAAGCAUGCCGCUAGAAAGGUUGUGCGGAGGGACCCGCUUUGGACCACGGCAUGGACGAGUGGGACGGUGGAUCGGUUGGUCCAAAAGGGGAAGGAGCAGUAUGGACACGAGGCAAUAAGUGGCAGGGAUUGGAUGGACAUGCAAGAUGUUUUGGAGGAAGCCCGUGUGGGGACUCUGUUGCCAAGGGAAUUUGAGAGGUUAAAAACCUUGAUUGUUGAUGCGCAUUAUACUGCGUGGAGCGUAAUUGAUGGAACACGUCCCGAUCCUCCCUCCUCUGUUUCCUUUGCCUCUUUGACCUCGUCCACCUCCUCCUCCUCCUCCGACUAUUUUCCCACACUUGUCAACUAUCAUCCGCCAACCGACACGAUCCUGCGCUCCCUCCCCAUCUCCUUCAUCAACAUCCUCUACCGCCCCGACAUUCUCACCCUUCACGAUCUCGCACCCUCCCUCCUUCGGCGUCUCACGACGCCUCAAACGGAGGAAACCAUCAACACAAUUGUCAUGACGGAACGAGUGAUGAAAGGGAGUUUGGUGGAAGUACAACGGUUAUUGAAAAGUGGGUAUCGUGUGUCAGAACGGGUGGUGGACAGAGUGAGAGUGUGGUUGCAGGCGGACAGAAGGCUGGAUGAGGAUGGGAGGAGGAGGGUCCGGAGGAUAUUAAAGGCAGUCACCGGGACCCCUUAUGGUGAAGUUUAAUCUAUUGGACAAUUCGCAUAUUUUUUGGGUUGCGUGUGAGGAUACUCGUUGAACAUUUAAUGGUGGGUUAUAGUAGCAUUGACAAGUCUUAAUUUUGGGAAUAGCAGGGAAGAUGGAUAUGUUGAUGGAUUUGUCUGGUUUGGUGUAUAUAGCUUGUAAAGUACGAAUGUGAUACUUUUUUCGCCUACACACA